AUGCGUAACAAGAGUUUGGAGACCAGACUUGAUUCCGCAAUUGGAUUUAAUUCUCGCUCAUCAUUUGGUCAAUCUGACCAGGGAAGGAUCAAAGAAAAUAAAUAUAUUUUUAUUUGUUUAAAUAUUUAUCACAAAUCCUAGAUUUUAUGGGUUAUUAAAUAAAUAAUGAAUUUUUAAAUCCUUGGACUUCUAUCAUAAUUACCAUCUAAAAAAUAUGUGAGAAAACUAUUUGAAUAUGCUUAUUUAUUUAGAAACAAACUAAACUCAUUUUAAGAAUUUAUGGAAACACCUGUUAGUGCUUCAUUACCUUAAGAUUUAUAAUUGACUGAAAAAUAAGCACAUACACUUAUUAUAAGUUUAGUGAAACUUUUAGAAAAUGCAGAAUUACUUUAAUGGAAUGAACAAGCAAUUUUAUAAAUAUAUCCAUCUAAUUUUGAUUAGUAAUUAGCAAGAUUACUUACCGAUUCUAUACUUUAAAUUUCUGAAUGUAAGAUAUUUUAUAUAAUCAUUAUAGUAUGUGAUAAAAUUACAAAUAGAGAAAUUUGUUAAGCAGAUUCACUUAUUGAUAUAGAUUGGAGAGUAGAUGUAUAAAUUCAGACGCAUAAUUAAUAAAAAGUUAUUUCUAUAAUAAUAAUUUAUAGGUUAAUAUGCCUGUCUUAUUCUUAUAAUUAGAAACCCUAAAUACUUAAACUAAUACAAAGGAAAAUGUGACAUUUUAGCUUAAUUAAAAUGAAGUUAAUAAUUUUCACAACAAUUUGUGUAAAAUAAAAGAAUAAUUAUAAACUUUAGCUUAGUGA
Molecule: messenger RNA, 797 nt
Organism: Paramecium sonneborni
Lineage: Eukaryota; Ciliophora; Oligohymenophorea; Peniculida; Parameciidae
Source: the annotation of a GenBank genome assembly